Populus euphratica (Euphrates poplar) is the source of this 1688-nucleotide messenger RNA. Its product is annotated as RNA-binding (RRM/RBD/RNP motifs) family protein. The record is from RefSeq and is a predicted model, not a curated record. Bases 130 to 1380 code for a protein of 416 amino acids. Gene Ontology annotation, molecular function: mRNA binding. Lineage: Eukaryota; Viridiplantae; Streptophyta; Magnoliopsida; Malpighiales; Salicaceae. Gene Ontology annotation, cellular component: cytosol. The transcript has 8 exons.
CAAGAUCAACAACGAGCACUCGGCUGAAACCCGGUGUCCCUCGAAGUGCUAAAAAAAUAGAACAGAUAAACUUGAAGAGAAGAAGAAAGUAGCAGGCUGCAGAGCAGAGGAAGUGAAAGUGAAAGAAUAAUGGCAGCAACAACAGCACCAGGAGGCUACCAUCAACCAGCAACUUUAGAAGAAGUAAGAACCCUUUGGAUUGGUGAUUUGCAGUAUUGGGCCGAUGAAUCCUACCUCACCUCCUGCUUCGCUCACACAGGCGAGGUAGUCUCGAUUAAAAUAAUACGCAACAAGUUAACUGGACAGCCUGAGGGUUAUGGGUUUGUGGAGUUUGUUUCUCACGCAGCAGCUGAAAGGAUUCUGCAGACGUAUAAUGGGACGCAAAUGCCAGGAACGGAACAAACCUUUAGGUUGAACUGGGCUUCUUUCGGGAUUGGGGAAAGGCGGCCCGAUGCAGGUCCGGAGCAUUCGAUUUUUGUUGGGGAUUUAGCACCUGAUGUUACGGAUUAUCUAUUACAGGAGACGUUUCGGGUUCAUUAUCCGUCGGUUAGAGGUGCGAAGGUUGUGACUGAUCCGAAUACUGGACGGUCCAAGGGAUAUGGGUUUGUUAAAUUUGCGGAUGAGAAUGAGAGAAAUCGUGCCAUGACGGAGAUGAAUGGUGUUUUUUGCUCAACUAGGCCAAUGCGAAUUAGCAUGGCAACACCCAAGAAGACCACUAGUUAUCAACAACAAUAUGCUUUGCCAAAAGCCUUUUAUCCAGCUCCCGCAUACACUGCACCAGUCCAAGUGGUUUCAGCAGAUGGUGACGUUACUAAUACCACAAUCUUUGUUGGUAACUUGGAUCCUAAUGCCACAGAAGAGGACCUCAGGCAAACCUUUCUGCAGCUUGGGGAGAUUGCCUCUGUCAAGAUUCCUGCAGGCAGAGGAUGUGGUUUUGUACAGUUUGCAACUAGGACAUCAGCUGAAGAAGCAAUACAAAGGAUGCAAGGGCAUGUGAUUGGUCAACAACCAGUACGCAUCUCUUGGGGAAGGAAACAAGACUUAACUGCUACCUGGGGUCAGCAAGUAGAUCAAUGGAAUGCUUAUUAUGGUUAUGGACAAGGCUAUGAUGCAUAUGCUUAUGGGGGCACACAUGAUCCAUCAUUAUAUGCAUACAAUGCAUAUGCUGGUUAUCCACAGUACCCUCAACAGGUUGAAGGUGUUCCAGACAUGGCAGGUGUUGUCCCAGUUGCUGAACAUAGGGAAGAGUCUUAUGAUCCGUUGGCUGCUCCAGAUGUUGAUAGGUUAAAUGCUGCUUAUCUAUCUACACAUGGAAGUGCCAUCUUUGGCCGGACUUUGUGGAUGAAAACCUCAUCACUUACGCAACAAGCUCAGGCAUAAUUGAUCUACGUGGUUCGCAUCAUGGUACCUGCUGCAUUAUCCAAGGGGCUGCUUCAGGGUUAAGAAAUCUGCCAUUUGAUGGAAAAACUUCCAAAACAUGCUUAAGAUGUAUCCGUUAACAGUGAUAGUCAAGAAAGAAAACAGCUAGUACGUAUUUUAACAAGCUUUGCUUUGGUGUUUUUAGGUUUUGAGCUUUUUGGUUUUCAUUCGUUUUGUACAUGAAGUUGAGCCACAACGAAUAUUGCUCGUUGGCAAGCUGCUGUUCUCUUGCGGGAUAAGAUUUAUUGUCACUUUCUUGAUGGUUCGUC